CUAGCGUUUCUGCAGAUUCUUGGCGCGUGCUGCUCUGCUCCUAUUGUUUUCCUAUUGGUCUUGGCCCGAGUGGUUGCUGUGGGUGCAAUGAAACAUUGAUUGCCGAAGGAGAAGCUGAGGAAAAAUCUGCGUUUCUGCGCCAGAUCGUUACUCAGCGGCUCGGCCAAGUUGCUUGCCUCAGUUUUUGGUCAAAAUGCAGGAUGGACUCAUUUCCCGGACCGGGGCAGCGAUCUAUGCCGGUGGCAUCGGUAAUGGUGCCGGCGGAAGCGCUAGUGGCCAGCAACAGUUUUCACCGAGCAAAUGUUUCCCCUCACGAUCCUCUCCAAGCCACUCCACCGGUCGGGCCAAUGAGUUCAAGCUGUGUGGCUACGAUGGCAGCAGCGGCAGCGGUAUCACCGGUGCAGCCAGUGGUGGUGGGGCAAUCGGUUCGAUGAGCUCGCUGAUCGAUGAAGGAGGUUCGAGCGGUGGUAGCAGCAGCGGUGGACUAGCGGCCAAAGCCGACAUCUUUGGUGUGCUAGAGUUCUGGCUUAAGCUACGGCACGAUCUCCGAACGUUGCCGUGGGAACAGCUAAGGGCAGUUAAGCUCAAGAACCCUCGUGCCGCGCGAGGUUGUGCCUACAUUCCGACAGAGGUUGAACAUAUAGCGAACGUGCUCACGCACGGUAUGUGGGUUCUGCCUUCCAUCUACGGUGGGUUCCAUCUGUAUUGGCGAAGCUAUACGGUCGCCCAAACACUGGCCGCCAUCAUCUACGGUAUCUCGCUAUCGAUGCUGUUCCUUGUGUCCACCUGCUUUCACUGUGUGUGCUACUGCAACCACGAUCGCCCGAUGAAGGAUGUGCUGCACCGGUGUGAUCGUGCAAUGAUUUACAUCUUCAUUGCCGGAUCGUACUACCCUUGGCUUAGCCUCGGUCACACCACACACCCGGAGAUUGUUUCCAUUGUCAAGUGGAUUGUGUGGGUGAUGGCAGUUCUUGGUAUCAUCUAUCAACAGAUGUUUCACGAACGGUACAAGUGUUUGGAAACAUUCUUCUACGUCGUCAUCGGAGUGGGUCCAUCGCUCGUGAUUGUACUGUGGGGCCAUGAGUUUACCGGGAUGGCCGAGCUAAAGUUCGGUGGCAUACUGUACAUAGCGGGAAUUUUGUUUUUUAAAGCGGAUGGACUGAUUCCAUUCGCCCAUGCCAUCUGGCAUAUGUUCGUUGUGAUCGCGGCCUGUGUGCAUUACUUCGCCAUCCUGACACACCUCUUUCCCCUGUCACCACCAGUGAUCGCUAACGAGGUAGACGGUUUGAGCGAGCUGUAAACGCACUCUUGUUCGAGUGGAAGAGGCGACACGAUGAGGAUAACAGACUUGUUGCUGGUCAAUUGAGUCGCCCCUUUUUUCGUCACCCACCUUAUUCUCAUCUUAUUGUUUUUGUGUAACUGAAGGAACCUGCUUCCGGGGUUCCGUCUUUGUGUGUUCAUUUGUCUCAUCAUCCCUGCCAGUGUGGCUAUUUCAUCUAUCAUCUGGAGUUCUUAACAUCGCUAAGCGAAAACUAGUACUAGGAGAGAAUAAUCAAAUCGUGUUUCGUUGCUCAAUUUUAACGUAGAGUACGUUCCAAAGACCUGUUAAAUACUCUUUUUUCAGUUGUAACUUGCACGCUCCAAAAUUCCUUUAGCUAAUUGUGAGAAUGAUUUUCCAAUUUUUUUUCUUGGAUGUUCUAACUCAGUCGGUCGAGAAGCGUCGGGGCUAUAACACUCCCUCUGUUCGUUCGUUAUGUGAUACGUUAGGAGCAAGAUAUGUUAGACUUAGUAUACGUUGCUUCAAAGAUAAGAAAGAUAAUUUAAACGAAUACGUUCGUUUAUAGAUUUGUAUAAAAAUUCAUCAUUAAUUUGUCUUUUGACUUCGGCAUGCCUUAUGUUCCUGACCGGGUGGAUCCUUCAUUCCAUUCAGCUCUUUGUAGUUUAAGUUAGAUUUGCAUUAGUCAAUACCAAGACGUAAGGAAUUGAGAAGAAGAUAUAACAUAGGCAUAUUGGUGUUUAGCAGUUCACUUGGGUACCGUUAGUAUUAUCAGUAGUAGUAUCAGUUAGUACAUACAAUUAUGUUCUCUUCUUAUACUGCUGUCUUACACCGAUGCAAAAGAGGGAUGAACUUGCAGAAAAAAUGAACUUAGAUCCAACAACCUUACCCACCAAUGAAUUUCGAAUGGAAAGUUCUGGUUAGCUCUCGGUUAGCUAGGCUUUAGAAUGGCAACAUCCACCGAUGGUUUCUUCUAUUUUUAUCGUACAGUUGUUUGUGUUCAGAUGCUGGUAAGGCAUAAGAAAUGAUAGAGUUGUUGAGAAGAGGCUGAAGAUAAAACAAAAGGACUGGGGUCAAAUCAACCAUGACAUGAUAAACGGACAUGUAGAUGCAUUCUACGGUGUGAAAGUAGAAAUUAAUGCAAAACGAAUAUUGUACUCGAACACUUUUAAAACCACGGUAUACUCUCUAAUUGCAACCCACCAAUUCGAUAUCAAAGCAAACAGAAUCUAGUAGCCCAUUAGUACGAGUUAGUUCUUGAAUGUUAACAAACCAUUUUCCGCUUCUCGGAAUAACAGAUAGAUAAAAAUGAUAUUAAAAACAGACACCUCGUGUCUUACAUAGCCUAGGAUUUGCUAGGGUAGAGCGUUAAACAGAAAUAGGGAUCAAAUAUGUAGGAGUAAAAAUGCUUCUUAUUGCAACAAUUGAACGACAAAUGUAUUCAACAGCAGUAGCCACAUCAACAACAGCAACAACAAAUUAUGCCAAAAUUAUGUCCUCCUCGUGUAUGGCGAGUAUAGAGUUUAGAGAAGCCACAGCAGGGGCCCACUUUACAUAGAACUUUCUUGUCAAUACCGAUGCGCACUUAUACUCACUGCACAGAUAGUUGCCAAUAGAGCGAAGUUAGUAGAGGUAUACAUAUAUUAAAACACCACCACAAUUCGGGAAUGUUAGGGAAUGAGUCAAAGGGAUAUGGUAUAUGUUGUAGGUAAUUGAGACUGUGAAUAAACCCAAACGAGAAACAAUUCUCCAAUAAUAGAGGUCUGCAAAGUA
Molecule: messenger RNA, 3049 nt
Organism: Anopheles aquasalis
Lineage: Eukaryota; Metazoa; Arthropoda; Insecta; Diptera; Culicidae
Product: monocyte to macrophage differentiation factor
Cellular component (GO): membrane
Molecular function (GO): pore-forming activity
Source: RefSeq, a predicted model, not a curated record